Protopterus annectens (West African lungfish) is the source of this 12122-nucleotide messenger RNA. RefSeq names its product versican (gene VCAN). Gene Ontology annotation, molecular function: calcium ion binding; hyaluronic acid binding. Gene Ontology annotation, biological process: cell adhesion. The transcript has 16 exons. Lineage: Eukaryota; Metazoa; Chordata; Ceratodontiformes; Protopteridae. The record is from RefSeq and is a predicted model, not a curated record. The coding region runs from base 412 to 9951 and encodes 3179 amino acids.
CCUCCUCCUCCUCAAUAUGAAUGGGGGUGGAUUUACUGGAUACAGUCGGCAGUAUACCCGCAUUGAACUUGCAGCCAAGCUGAAUUCAUACUUCUUUCAGUUGGGCUCUGUCUGCUGAAGCACCACCAUCUACAAGUGGUCAAGUAGUCUUCCUUUGUCUGUUUUGUGCCAGGGAAUAAGUCAGGAACAAGUAAGAUAUCCCGGCAGCAUCCUUUAUCUUGGCUUGGGAAUCAAAAGGAUUUACAGCUGCAAUCACUACAAUAAUUGGAACUAGAAACGUACUACCAGGGGUAACGUGGGAAGACCUCAACAACUGCACCUUAAAAAGGAGCUUGACUUCCCAAGAAGGGCACCAUAUUCUUCUUGCCCCUGUUGAAGUGUUUUCAUACCUACACACUCACAAAGGUCAAGAUGUUAAUUCUGUUACUGCUGUAUGCCGUUCCUGUUACACUUACAUUCCAUCAUGAAAAACAAGCAGCAGUAAAAGUGGAAAAAGUGGACAGACUCCCUAGUGUGAAAGGUUCCCUGUCUGGCAGGGUGAACCUCCCAUGUCAGUUUUCGACAGAGCCCACGUCUGUCCCUGCCAUUCAGAGUUCUCCUUUUGAUUACCUUCGGAUUAAGUGGACAAAAAUUGAACUGGAUAAAAAUGGAAAUGAAAAGAAAGAAACCAUUGUGCUAGUAGCCCAGAAUGGAAUUAUUAAAAUUGGAGAGAAUUACAAAAACAGAGUGUCCGUACCAAGUCACCCAGAAGACAUAGGCGAUGCAUCCUUGACCAUAGUGAAGCUGAGAGCUAGUGACACAGGCAUCUACCGUUGUGAAGUGCUGUAUGGAAUCGAUGACACACAAGACACUGUUUCACUAGAUGUGUCUGGGGUUGUGUUCCAUUACCGCUCUGGAGAUGAAAGAUAUAACAUGAACUUUGAGAAGGCUAAACAGACUUGUCUGAAGAAUGGUGCUGUUAUAGCAACACCUGACCAGAUGCAAGCUGCAUAUGAGGACGGCUUCGAUCAAUGUGAUGCAGGGUGGCUUUCUGACCAAUCUGUCAGGUACCCAAUAACGAGACCAAGGCCUGGGUGUUACGGAGACAAGAUGGGCAACCAAGGUGUGAGAACAUAUGGAAUUCGUGACUCCGAUGAAACAUAUGAUGUUUACUGCUUUGUGGAACAUUUGGAUGGUGAAUUAUUCCACAUUACUGUUCCUGAGAAAAUGACAUUUCAAGAAGCCAGGCUUGAAUGCCAGAAGAAGGAUGCGAUGCUUGCCAACCCAGGGCAGCUCCAUGCAGCUUGGAGAAAGGGUUUUGAUCGCUGUGAUUACGGCUGGUUGUCUGAUGGAAGUGUUAGACACCCUGUUUCUUUUCCCAGGAUUCAAUGUGGAGGUGGUUUGCUGGGAGUCAGGACCUUGUACCGCUAUAAAAACCAAACAGCUUUUCCUCUUCCUAGCAGCAAAUUUGAUGCCUACUGCUUUAAAGGUCAGCCAUCUGAACGACAUGUUGCUUCUGUUGAGGUCGAAGUGUCUGUGGGUGCUGUGCAGCUAGGUGUAGAGCAAGAGGUAAAAGAACCAAAAGCUGUGACAGUGUUUAAACCAACUGAGUCCACUACAGCUACCGGGGAAGUGACCAUCUCCGACUUACAUCCAGAGGAAAGUACCACUGACAUAGAAACUGAGCAAAUCAUUGAAAAAGUAGAACAGCCCAUUCAAAGAGCUGAUAUUCCACCACUCCUUGAAGAAAUAACUGAGUCCAAAACUGAAGAACCUCUUUUACCAUCUUCUGCGACACCAUCCACAUUGAGUGAGUCAGAAACACCAAAAUCUAAGGAACUCCGUGAUCAUACUUUUGAGCAAGAAACUAAGGAACUGUAUGGUCCUACAGACAGCACUGUGGACCUCAGUGCUGCCUUGGCUGCCAGACCUGAACAAGUUUCCACUGAGUCCAGCUCUCCAAGAGAGGUAGCCACAGCUGCAGAUUAUGAGAAAGCCAUCCUUACAAGUGAGGCACCACAUAAAGUUGAGAAGGAAGCAUUAUUCACAUCCCCACACACUGCAGUACCUGCAGUAGAUGCCACUGAUAGCACAAAACCAAUUGUAAGUACUCUUACACUAGACAAAGAUGUUGAGCGAGUACCGGAUUCAUCCAAAGAAGACUCCUCUGUAAGUAGCUGGCAUAUAGUGCAACCUAUUACAACAUUACAGAGUAUUACUGAGGGCAAAACUGACCUUUCCCUACUUGAUGAUGCAGACAGAGGGGUGGAUAGUUUAAAGGAAACUGCAGGCGUAUCUGAGGACACUAAAGCAACAACCCAUGACAUGAUACCGACCAAAGAAAUCCUACUCAUUCCAGCUCAUGCUGUUGAUGAACAUGUUGCUAAAACUACACAAUCUCCUUUGGCAACUGCCAGUGAGAAAAUUGCUGUUGUACCUGAAGCAACAGAAUUUAUCACAGAACUAGGCGCUGACACUUCUACUCUGAGAGACAGAAAACAAAGCACAGAAACCCCAGAAGGAAGUGCGAUGGAAAUAGAUUCAGAAAUACAGAAGGCAACUGUAUCUGAUGUAAAAGAACAGCUACUGAUUCAUAUUUCUUCCACCAUUGCUAGUUAUUUAAAAGAAGACACAACUUCACAUGUUUUGACUGUCUCAAAAGAGGGUGACAAGGAAACAGUUGAAUUAGACCAUAAACUUUCUCAGUCAUCAGCUGAAGGUUUACAAGAUUUAGAAAAGCACACAGUUUUCUUUAAACCAUCCAUGGAAAUGACUGCACAACCAGAGCCAACAGCCAAGCAUCCACUCAUGGAAAGUUCUGAUGCAACAACAUCUAUUUCUGAGCCAGUCCAUGAGGAAAAACUAGAAAAGGAUACCACACCAACUCUAGAAAUUGUUCAAAGUUCUACUGCCAAAACAGCACAUAUAGCUCCAAGGCCAGUACCUACAGACUCAAUAACUUCACUUACUGACGGGUCAGGAAUGACAGAAGAAUAUUUGCCCCCAUCAGAGAAGCAUACUGUCUGGUCAGAAACAGUAACAGCCAUUUCUGCUGAAAAAAUAACUACUGAUGUGAAAGAAACUCCCUUUACAGAGGCUGAAUCUCUGAGUAAGGAAGAGGUAGUCGCUACCACUGUGUCAGUGAUAGCUGUCAGACAGGACAUUUCUCAAGUAGAGGUAGAUAGCCAUGGAACUACUGCAGCCUUAAGCACAAAGCAACCUACUGAAUGGGAUAGAGCGAGUAUACCUAAAGUGACUGUUACUGAAACUGACAGUCAUAUAGGACAGGACACUGAAUUAAGCACAACACAAGAAACUAGCACUAAGAUGCAUGAGAAAAUUGCUUCAACUGAGUCUCAAGACAUGAGCACAAUAAAAACACCAACUCUUCUAGACAGUGAUGACGUUGAAAAGAAAACAAAAGAGAUGGUCAUAAUUGGAGAGUCCAUUUCUCAUGCUACAGAGGCUAUUAAAGUUGACAUGACUGGUAAAAGUAUGGAGCAAGAAGUUGAUACUGAAUAUUUUACAGUUCCUAGCACAAAAUCUGUCUCAUUUGUUCAUCCAAGCAUACCACCACAAGAUGUGGCUGUGUCAGAAGAGAUUACAUCUUCUGUUCCAGUUCCAGUUACAACUAGUGAAGCUCAGCCUAUUGUGUAUCCAGCCGCAAUCAAAGUGAUUGUUGUAUCAGUUACAGGCAAUGAUACAGAAGAUCCAUUGCAUCAUGUACUAACUGAGCUAAGUGAUCCAUUAUUUGAACUAGAACAACAUAUGUCUGUUGCUAUGCGCACACCUGAAGGCAGUGAGGAAGUGAUAGGCCAUGACAGCUCAAGCACAGUAACUCUGCCAUCAGUGCAGUUUGUUAAUGGCAAACACCAAAUAACUCUUGAACCUAAACACAAAGAAGCAGAAGAAGCAAAAAGAGAUAAGGUGGAAAGCGCAUCACCAACAAAAAGUCUUCUCUAUGUUGAUGUCCCAUCAAUGGAAAUAGGUGCCAUUUUUAGUCCUACUCCAGAUGAUGACAGCAUAACACAGACACAUGUUAUUUCCAGUGAGGUACAAAGAGAAGGAACCGAAUCUUUGGAAGCAGAUGAUAAAUACACAAAAGAAGAAAUUGAGGAUAUCGAAAGUGAAAAGAACAAAUCUGUUUGGGCAGUAACGUAUGAGCCCAGUAGAUUUGUUACUCAUUUGUUUGUAGAGAAAACUGGCACACAAGCUACCAGUUUACUAGAAAGACAAAUGUCCACAGCUGUAUUGUCUAGACUUGAUGAACAUGCUGGUGAGGAGGGAUCUGGCAUGGAUGCCUUUACAGCAGAGGACAAAAGUACAGAGAAAGUCUACAUUCAGCCCAGCAUCAGCACAACGUAUCUGCCAGCUGCAGCAAGGGAAGGAACAAUAAAGCUAGAAAGCAAACCCAGGGAAGGAGAGCUGUUUCAGGAAAGUCUGGGCAGUACAGAAAGCAAAGGUCUAACAAUGAGCUCACGGGAGGACCUGUUAGAGAGCUCACCAGAUCAGGGAACAGAAGGUGAGACAGCUACUGUUGCAUCUUCAGAAGAAACCGCCAGUUCUGAUUCACUUGAAAUGCAUAUAGUGGUAACUGUAGCUCCAGAAACACUUGUAAAAGAAGAAAAGGACCACAAUGUCUCACUUCCUAGGAAGAUUUCAGAUUUUUCAGAAGAAACUGGUUCUGCAGAAGGUACUACCUUUGUUGAUGCAACAGCCAGGACAGUGAUACCAUUAAAAGUGACCACUGAAGGCCUAAGUGGAAGGAGUGUACAUUCAUUAGAAGAGACCGCAAUAUCUAAGCGGGAAGAUCUCAGCACUAUUGUUCCAGUUCUGGAAGAUGACUCCACAUCCCCCAAAUUAGAAACCAUUGUUAUAGCUAGUACUGGAGAAACAAUGCCUGAAAGUAUUACAACAGAAUCUGAGGAAACUGAAAAACACAGUGUUUCACAACCUAUGAAGGUUGCAGAUUUUGCAGAAGAAACUGGUUCUGCAGAAGGUACCAUCUUUGUUGAUGCAACAACCAGGACAGUGAUUCCAUUAAAAGUGACCACUGAAGGCCUAAGUGGAAGUAGUGUACAUUCAGUAGAAGAGGCUGCAAAAUCUAAGCAGGAAGAGCUCAGCACUGUUGUUCCAGUUCUAGAAGAUGAUUCCACAACCUCCAAGUCAGAAACCAUUGCUAUAUCUAGCACUGGAGAAACAAUUCCUGAAAGUAUUACGACAGAAUCUGAGGAAACUGAAAAACACAGUAUUUCACAACCUAUGAAGGUUGCAGAUUUUGCAGAAGAAACUGGUUCUGCAGAAGAUACUACCUUUGUUGAUGUAACAGGCAGGACAGUGAUUCCAUUAAAAGUGACCACCGAAGGCCUAAGCGGAAGUAGUGUACAUUCAGUGGAAGAGACUGCAAAAUCUAAGCAGGAAGAGCUCAGCACUAUUGUUACAGUUCUAGAAGAUGACUCCACAACUACCAAAUCAGAAACCAUUGUUAUAUCUAGUACUGGAGAAACAAUUCCUGAAAGUAUUACGACAGAAUCUGAGGAAACUGAAAAACAUAUUAGUGAUGCUGAAGGCUCUGGAAUAUAUGGCGAUAUAAAAGAAACUGUUAUGAAACCAGACUACAUGUCAACAGUAAAACCUACAUUUAUAACGCAUCAGCCAGAUGCUUUUUCUGAAACAACAUUUUCAUCAGUACCUAGUACAUCUAAAUACCAAGAAAUUGAAAAAGAAAGUAUUAUAUUACACGAGACUAGAGAAAGUUCUAGUCAGCAUGCUUUUGAACCUGAAAUUAAAACAACAUCUGCAACACGCAUUACUGAAAGAAGUGAAAUGCCCAUAACAGAAAGUUUAAAACCUGAAACUAAGUUAGUCAGUAUGGUUGCACUAACUUCUGGAGAAGAUGAUGGUUCUGGAGAAGUGGAUACUGCUCUUAAAGAAGUCAUUAAUACCACUCACGUACCCUAUGCAGCAACUGAAGUUGAAGUUAUAGAUCUAUCAACAAGCGAAAGAGAAGUCACAAAAAUCAUCAGUGCUGAGGCUACAGUAUCAGAAGAAGGAUCCAGAAGUAAAGAAACCACAGAACAGUUAGAUACAAAGGAAACACCAACAACAGACAAAACUGAAAGAAAAAGCCAUGAACCUUCCAUUGGAAUGGAACUUGAACCAGCUAAACUGGAUACAUUCUCUAUCAGUACUAUUUCUCAGGCAGAAGAAUAUGCUUCUUCUGUACAUAUUGUUCCUACCACUGACUUUGUGGUUGGAACUACCUUACCUCCCAAAAGAGAAGAUGUCAUAAUAGUAAGCACUGCCUCUGUAGAACAGUACAUUCCCACUGAUUCUACAUCUUCUUUAAGUGAAGACAUAUCAGUUGAGCCUGAAGUAUCUACUAUUGAUGGUACAGCAGAAAAGACUCCAGGGUCUUCUGAGGAUGUCUUUUCUGGAGAAAAAAGCUUAGACACUGAAUAUGUUAGCGAGAUUCCAGUAGAACAUAAACAUUUGCUUCAUGAAGAGAAAAACAGUACUGCUUCUCUAUUGGCUGAAUCUGCAUGGCCAUUUAAACCCAUCUCAAGUGCAGAAACCCCUUUAACAUAUACAGAGUUCUCAGGAGAUGGACCUUUGGAUUCUGAAUCAGAAACAAGGCUGAUAAGCAAAUCUACAGCUCAACCUGAGCUUUUCACAGAAGGAAGGGAACUUACAUUAGGAGUCGAAUCAGUUGAAAAACAUGAAACAGAAAUGCCAGCUAAGAAGCUUGACACUACGGAAGUAGUGGUUAGUUUUGAAGGUUCUGAAGUAGAUCUUAAUCUAACAGGUGAUACAGUUUUACCAACUGUGAGAACUGAGAUAAAAACUGAUACGUCUACAGUUUCUGAAAUUGAUUCUGAGCUUUUGGAAACACAAGAAUCAAAACUAAACACAACUGCUUAUACAGUCUCAAGUAUAUCCCUUGACUUAAAAACUGCAGAAAGUUCUGGAGAAUUUCCUGAUACUACAUCAGUUAUGACUAUUGUACAGUAUUCAACAGUGAGCGAACAGCUUGAAAAGCAUGAAAAUUGGACUCAUGCACCUACAGGUAUUUUAACUGCUGAAGAAUCAUCUGGAGAAGAGCCAGAAAAAGCGGAUGUUGAGAUGCAGACUGUGGUCUCUGUUGAAGUUCCAGUUAGUGCACUUGAUAAGGGAGAACAGAAAGUGUCAGUACCUCAUGAUGACAGAGCCCUUAUUGAAUCAUCAGGAGAUGAUUCAGUUUCUGAUCUUCCUGUUUUGUCAGCUGAAACAAAGGACUAUGAGAAAAUGGACACAACUGUUCAAACAGAGGCUCCUGCAUCAUUGCAUAUAAUCAGCGAAGCAGGAUCAGGUGCAUAUGAUGAUGAUGUAAGCCAAGCUGUUGACAGACAUGAAACUGUUCAGACAGAAGAAGGACUUCAUAGUUCAGCUUUAACCCCUCACACAGAAGUUCUGAAAAGUUCUGCUGUUCCUAUUCUCCUGCAGACAACUGAAUCUAGUUCAGGCCACACUGUUACUGAGAUUACUGGCAAAGCAGAGCUCCAGGAAGAACCAGAGGAUACUAAAGAAGUACAAGCAAUACCAGCCAGUGGGCCAGCAGAGACCACAUUACAUGAACUGUUGCUAGCAGAAGUACUGGACCAUUCAACAACCACCAAAAAAACACAUGCUCAGGAUAUUAUUACAACUCAGGCUGUAAUAUCUGAAGAAAGAGAUGCAACUUCAAAAAGACCUACUUUUACUGAUGGUGGUAUCACUGAAAAAUCGUUGAUUAUUGAAACAGUUCCAGUCACUGAGAAAAUUUCAGAUGACUUUGAACUUGUAAGAGCAGGUAGUGAACCUACUGAAAAAAUCUACAUUCAACAUGCUACACCUUCUCUUCCAACAUAUAUUGCUACCAAAAGCAUUCAACAGUUGCCAUCUGAACCAGAAGAAACUAUGCAUGUUGUAACUCUAAAACAAGAAGAGAGCUUUGAUGGAUCAGGUGACCAAAUAUCAACAUCUGUUAGAAGCACUUCUGUUCCUGAAAUGUUACUUAGCACAAAUGGUGAUCUGGUGUCACAGGCUGUACAAGAAUGGGAACAUGCCUUACAGGUUACUGCAGCAAAGGAAACCAUUUCACAAGACUUUACAGUUAGUGGACUAUUAGUUUCCAGACCCAUGGGCACAGCUGUAACUACUACUGAAACUGAAGAAGAAAAGAAAAGUAGUCCAUCAGAGGUACAUAAAGGAGGACCUGCAGACAUAGUUGUAACUGGACAUCAAGAAGAAGAGAUAUCUACUACUACUACCAUAACAACGGAGCUCUUAACAGGUAAAGCUGAUACUGUUCUCUCCACAAAGGUAGCUGAUGAUAUUUCUGGAACCACUGAACAGGCUGAAGAAUUUGCUAAAACUGUUUCACCAGGCACAACAGUACAGUAUAGCUCACAGGCCUGCACAGAAGCACAAACAUUAACAUAUACAACAAAAGGCACUUUAAAAGAAACAAAUCCUGCCAUAACAACAGAGGAACCCUCUCAACAACCUUAUAUUAUCAUCUGUAGUACUGCACCAACAGAUGUGGAAGUCACUUUCCACGAGAAAGUAGAUGCAACACCUGGUGAAGCUAUUGGAGAUGAAAUAUCAAGUGACACACCACCCACGUCUGUUGAACCCACAGAUGUGCUAGACACAUCUAUACCUGCUAGCAUCUCUGAAAGUAUCGCAGAGGACAAAGAAAAAGAGGUGAAAGAGAUUCAAAAAAGCACACAAUCAAGUUUGCAAAUUGAACAUGAGAUCACAAAAGAAGACCAGACAGACCUUCCAGAGCCAUCUACAUCAGAAGAAACAACAACUGCUGGUAAACCUGCUCAUUUGCCAGAUAACCGUAUUAGUUUAAAACCUGCAGAAGAGUUUGCCUCUCCACUAACUGAUCUAGAAAUGGAACAGAGUGGCAGUAAGGUUACAGAUGUCAGAGAACUUCCUAGUGAAUAUUUUUCUUUUUCUACUGUUUCAUCAUCAGGAAGACAUGAGGACACUCAAGGAUUUCCUGUGCUUCAUGUGACAGAUGAAGACCCAUGUAAAAAGGCACCGUGUCAAAAUGGAGGCACCUGCUAUCCUAGGGAUUCUCUGUUUAUUUGUACUUGUAUGCCUGGCUUCAGCGGGGAGCAGUGUGAAAUAGAUACAGAUGAAUGCCAGCCCAACCCUUGCCAAAAUGGGGCUACAUGUCUUGAUGGUAUCAAUUCAUUCUCUUGCCUGUGUCUGCCAAGCUAUUCUGGAACUCUUUGCGAACAAGACACCGAGACAUGCGACUAUGGCUGGCACAAGUUCCAAGGACACUGCUACAAAUAUUUUGCUCAUCGACGAACAUGGGAUGCAGCUGAAAGGGAGUGUCGUCUGCAUGGAGCCCACCUGACUAGUGUCCUUUCACAGGAAGAGCAACAUUUUGUAAAUCGGCUGGGUCAUGACUACCAGUGGAUCGGACUGAAUGAUAAGAUGUUUGAGCAUGACUUCCGCUGGACUGAUGGCAAUGUUCUGCAAUAUGACAAUUGGAGGCCAAACCAGCCAGACAGCUUCUUUUCCUCUGGAGAAGACUGUGUUGUUUUAAUUUGGCACGAAGAUGGGCAGUGGAAUGAUGUACCAUGCAAUUACCACCUCACUUAUACUUGCAAGAAGGGAACUGUUGCUUGUGGUCAGCCUCCUCUGGUGGAAAAUGCCAAGAUAUUUGGAAAAAUGAAGGGUCGAUAUGAAAUAGGUUCUUUGGUUCGAUUCCACUGUAAGGAUGGUUUUAUCCAGCGCCAUGUUCCAACAGUGAGGUGUCAAGCAAAUGGAAAGUGGGAAAAGCCUGCCAUUUCUUGCACGAGUCCAUCUGCAUAUCAAAGAGCUCAUGCAGAGAGGUACUAUGCAGCUAGCAGGCCAGGAAAGAGGAGCUCAACAGAUUUAUUGAAACAUCAGCAUCGCUGGACCAGGACAUGGCAGGAUUCAAGGCACUGAUGAAAGAACAGCAGGAGACCGGUUCUCACUGUCCUAGUCAAAAUGCUACCUUACAGUGCCUUCAAUAACACUUCUACAAGUAUUAAGAGUGGAUUGGAAAGAACAGACUACAGUGUUACAACACAGCAGAUAACUACAUCUGCUAAACUGAUUGAAGUAGUGGGAUUCAAACCUGAAGUCAGCACCAUUUCCAGCCUACUUUUAUUGCAGUGUCUUUCUUGUGUGUCAUUUCUUUACUGUUAGUUUUACUUUAGCUAGUUUAAUUUAGAGCCAAGGAAAAUGUAAAUAAGUUGACUAAUGCUGCUUGACUCUUUAAUGUGUCCUGUAUAUAAAAUUAAAUACUCACACUACUGUUAAUGACUAUUUAAUUUUGGAUUCACAUGCUGGGUGAUUUGAGGGUAUGUGCUCAUAUUUUUGCUGCCUUCUUGUAUGCAUUAUAGGAUGGAAAUGGUUCAUUUGACUUCAUUUAUAAACUGUGUAUACAUGAUGGAAUCGUGAGAAAUGAGGACUGCAGUAUGAAACACUUUAAAUGUCAUUUUUUUUGUUUACCAGUUAGAGAGGGAACAGCAUUGACAUCCUCAAUGUAUGACCUUUCAAAGCCAGUUGGCUCAUCAGAGGUCCAAACACUAAUACACUAACGUCUUGAGACAUUGCAGACUUUUGUGGCUCUAAGAACACUAUCUACAUUACACUACGGUAUGCUGCAUUUUUAAAGGGGAUAUAAACCCACUUUUUGUAAAGAAAAAUAAAUUAAAUAAUUGUGUAUAUACCCAUGUUAAUCCAUUUUUAUAAAAAUGAAUGUUAUUGAAUGCGCAGCGCCUAAGCAUAUUUCAAUGAAGUAAAGCCAUGCAGGAUUAAUUUAUUGGAUCUGCUAUAUUUACCUUGAAUAUAAUAAGUAAGUUUAUUUUGUUUUCAAGUAUUAACCCCAGUCACACAGGCACAUAUAGGUAUCAGUUUUGCCAUUAUUUAAUUUUAGAAAAUUAAAGCCAUUUGUACAAAAUGUAGUAAUGUCUUUAGCUAUGUGUUGGAUGCAAAUAUCUUUUAUUAUUCAUAGCAAUGUUUUGAAGAUCUGUUGCACAAAAAGACAUGCUAAAAGGUAUAUUUCUAGAAACAAUUUACCUUGUUGUAACAUUGGUGGGCUGUUUAUAUUUUUUACCUUCAAGGCAUAACCCACCUUAAUGUAAAAAGUUUGUCAGUCUGGGGAAAUACUACUGUAGAAGACUUGAAAUGUAUUUUUAAGGCACUACCAGAUGGCAAGUGAUAUUACAUUUGACUAUUCACCAUCAAACAUUCAAAAAAACAUUUAAGCACUAGUCCCUGUUAUUACAGGAUACACUACAGACUUAUAGACUGUGAAAAAGUUAGGGCUAAUUUAAGAUUCUAGUGGUAAUUGUGGCCUUUGCCAAGGCCUUACUGGUUGCCACAUAUGAGGAACUUUGCUGUUAAAUAGCUGUGGAAUUAAAGAUAUUAGGAAUAUGUAAAGGUUUUCUGUGAGCAUAGCCUGCUUACUAACCAGGGAAGGCUGAAUUGCAGACUUUUGCAGUGUCAGACUGCUGUAAAAGUGAGAUAACUGGUCUAUUUUGACCAUUUUAAUAAACAUUUUGUCUUGGUUGGCAUAUCUGUAUUAGUAAGGAACUAGAUUCUCCACCGUCCAUUAAUUAAACUGGCAUGGCUGCUCUACAUAUUUUGUGCUCAUAGCAGACUCUCAGUGUUGGGAAAUUCCUUUACCUGCUGCGCCAAAUGUAUUCAGACUUUUGUUUGUUAAUGACAGCAAUACAUCACUAUGCUGAUUUCUGUGUCUUUUUGUUGCCAUUUCAAUGCACAUAGUACUUUUUUGUAUUUAUAUUAUAACUUGUAUAGUUUUUAAUGUGAAUGUUUGGGAAUUUUGUGAAAAAAAUGUCUAAAAUACUUUGUAACUUUUUAUACUUGCUUCUGUUUCACCAAAGAAAUGUAAACAAUCCUGUUUUAAUUCACUUUGCAUUGUCCCAGUUCUUUCAUUUAAAUGUAAAACUUUUGCCAUCUAUUUCGCAGCUGUCUCUGAUUAUUAUGGAUAUCACUGGUAUUAACGGAAACAAACCCCCUGUUCUCUUCAGCCUGUUGCUUGAAUUGAUGUUAGGUAGUUAAAAACAUUUGAAAGUUUCUUUAUAUUAAACAAAAUUUUUCUAUUCAUA